AAUUUAAAUCGGUCCAUUAUUAUUCCCUAUUUACUUGUCUGCAGACUUACGCAGAGUAAACUUUCGUCUAACGCCUCACUUUACUGUAUAUCAGUAUAAAAAGGCAAGUUUUCACCACAGUCUGCUCUUUUCAACUUACUGCUUCAAACAAUUAACUCCUGAUUGACUUUGGUUAUAAGCUGCUCAUUAACUGAAACAAUGGCUGGAAUUAUUGACUCGAAAACCUUUGCUGGAAAAGUUGUAAUUGUUACAGGUUCCAGUCAAGGCAUUGGUGAAAUCAAUGCCAUCCAUUUUGCCAAAUUGGGUGCUUCGGUUGUGGUUACAGGUCGUAACAAGGAAAGAGUUGAUAAAGUUGUUGGUGAAUGUCAAUCUCAUUCACCCAAUGGAGCUAAAAUCCUUGGAGUGGUUGGUGAUGUAUCAAACGAUGAUUUCUGUCGAGUCUUGAUUGAUACUACUAUUGAACAACUGGGUCGACUUGAUGUUCUUGUUAAUAAUGCAGGAAUAUCAAGGCCUGUUUCUCUCGAUGAUCCAGUUGAAAAGUUCAUUUCUGGUUUAGAUGAGAUUUAUGCAGUCAAUUUGCGAGCUGUGCUUUUCCUUAUACACUUGGCGACUCCUCAUUUGAUCAAGACAAAGGGUAACAUCAUUAACGUCUCAAGUUGUGCUGGUCAACGUCCAUGGGAAAGAGGUACAGCAUACUGUUCAUUGAAAGCAGCCUUGGACAUGGUUGUCAAAACUUUGAAUCUUGAGUUGGGUCCAAAAGGUGUUCGCAUCAAUAAUGUCAGUCCUGCAUACACCGAAACUGCUAUGUUGAGCAAGGGAAUCGAAGAUUUAAUGCCACUUAUAAGGAAACGAGUCGCUGAAACUUAUCCUCUUGGAAGAAUCGGUGAAUCUGAAGACGUUUCCAAUGCAAUAGUCUUUCUUGCCUCUGAUACGGCAUCUUUCAUCAGUGGUUCCUGUUUGCCUGUAGAUGGUGGAUCACUUGAUGGAUCCUACACUCAUACUCCACCAGAUAUCAUGAAAAUGAUUUUGAGUAAAUAGUUGUUUAAUGCUACCAUAUUUUGAUUGUGAUGAAAAGUUGGUUUACGGUGUACUGUUAAUCAUAUAAAUAAAUUAGACAAGCUUGAACCAAUUCA
Molecule: messenger RNA, 1133 nt
Organism: Tetranychus urticae (two-spotted spider mite)
Lineage: Eukaryota; Metazoa; Arthropoda; Arachnida; Trombidiformes; Tetranychidae
Source: RefSeq, a predicted model, not a curated record